Molecule: messenger RNA, 3810 nt
Organism: Aspergillus tanneri
Lineage: Eukaryota; Fungi; Ascomycota; Eurotiomycetes; Eurotiales; Aspergillaceae
Product: putative MATH and UCH domain protein
Exons: 4
Coding region: 1-3810 (1269 amino acids)
Biological process (GO): protein deubiquitination
Molecular function (GO): cysteine-type deubiquitinase activity; protein binding
Source: RefSeq, a predicted model, not a curated record
AUGGACGCACGACUCGAAACGUCGGUCACCGUGGAGCAGUUGCCUCCUCCCAUCACCCUCAGUACGGAGUCCGUCUCUCUAGAUAUCACCGAGGAGCCGACAGUCACCAUCGACGUGACCCAGGAUGGGCUUGUAGAACAACCCACAGAUAUCAACCAACCCAAUGAUCAUUCCGACCCCCCUCCUCAAGAAUCAGAGCAUCAGACUCCGACCCAAAACACCGACGCCGAGGUGUCACAGGUAGACGACCCGUCCAAUGUCUCCACACCCGCACCCCAUACGCCACCAGAGGAACGUGCGUACUGGGCGGAAAUCGAGGAAGACUUAUCGGUUCCGGACGAGGCUGAAAUGAAGGAGAUCGAGUCAGCGGCGGACGGUGAUUACAGUGCCUACGAGUAUGACUAUUGGGAGAAGAACUUUUACCCAGAGCUUGAUGAUCCUGAGUACCGACCAACGGAGAAAGCUCGUCUAACCUGGAAGAUCAAAGGCAUUAGAGGCACGAAAGAUCAACCAAACCACGCUAAAGUAAUGCGCUCCCCGCCCGCAUACGUUGGUGGCUAUUGGUGGACCAUCAAGUUCUUUCCACGCGGCAAUAAUGUUAAUUCUUUGAGCGUCUAUCUUGAAUGCUCUCCUACGAUGCCAGCUCCUGAUAAGACUUUACCGGAGACUGAAUUUGCUGUUCUCUAUGGUCCUGCUGAAAGUGACCUCAAAGACAGCCCUCCCAUUCUAGAUAUCAAGUUUCCGAGGACCGAGGACUCAGCAGCGUGGAUGGAAAAUUACAAGUCACAGUAUCCACCAACAGAGAAGCAAGAAGACUGCCAUUCUGAGUCAUGGAGAGUAUCUGCCCAAAUUGGUGUUAUCUUAUAUAAUCCGGAUGAACCUCGUACUGGAUGGAUGCAAUCUUCCUGCCAUCAAUUCAACCCACACAACCUGGAUUGGGGAUGGACUAAUUUCCACGGCCCGUGGGAUCAGAUCCACCGUCGCCAGCGGGGCCAACGCCAGGCCUUGCUCCGCAAUGACACAUUAGCUUUCGAUGCAUACAUCCGCCUAGUUGAUGACCCCACUCGGUCUCUGUGGUGGCAUGCAAGCGACUCUGAACCUACCUGGGACAGUUUGGGUCUAACUGGAUAUCGUCCGCUAGGCGACUCGGUCAUCAAUCACAGCGCCGAGGUUGCUGGCCUGGCAACGUGGCUGCAUAUAGCUCCCUUCUGCAAAAUCAUCCAGAAUGUGAACGUUUUUGAACACCUCACCAACUGUGAUGUAAAGCCGAAGCCACUAUGCGAUGCAUUGCAAAAGUUCCUAUGGCAGCUGCGUUCCCGUGGGAAGUCUCUGCAGUAUGUCGACACGGACACUAUCACAUCCAUCCUUCGCAAUCUGCAUGAAUACUCGGGUGAUGUUUGCGAGUUUUGGGAGCUCUUGCGACGUACUCUCGAACUGGAACUUGCGGGUACAGAUGCGGUGAAAGAUCUUGCUGCACUCUUUGACAGCCCCAGCCUGGACUCACUCCCUGCAGACACUCAGGGGCAGGAUGUAGUCAACAUUCUCCCCAGGGACUUCAAUUCUCGUAUUUGUAUCCCCGCUGACCAGGCGACCACAAUGCAUGGAGCCCUUGCUUCGUACUUAGGCGCAAAGCCCGGUCGCUGGAUACUGCCGCCAAUCCUUCAUGUGGAGUUAGGUCGGCAAAAGCUCGACAAGACCGCCAGGCAAUGGCGUCUGCUCUACAAUCGGGUUGAACUAGACGAGGAGCUUGACCUAGCACCAUGGAUUUUGGACGGACAAUGUGGCAAGUAUGUCUUGUAUGGAUAUAUUGUCCACCGUGGUCGACGCACCUCUGGAAAAUUCUUCAGUAUCCUGCGCCCAGGGGGUCCAGGCUCUAAAUGGCUAGCAUUUGACGAUGGCAGUGACAAUCGUGUUGAAUGCUUGACCCGCAAAACAGCAUUAGGGCCACAUAUCGGCCUGGAUGCGUCCCAGAAAGUGGAUCACAAAACUGGACACGACGUGGCCAUUGCAGUUAUGUAUAUUCGCAGCAAUGUUGUACAGCAUUAUCUGCCCGGCCCCCAAGGGCCAUGGGACGUUCAGGACUCCGUGAAAAUAUACUAUGAAACCGGAACGCUACCUUUAACAGCAUCUUCAAACGAAAAACCGGUCGAGGAUAUCCAGGUUGAAGUAUACUCGAUGUCACAGUAUGAUAAACUGGACAGUCUGUUUGAUACAUACGAUCUCAUGUCACAAGCGAAGACAGCCAACAAUGUCAUGUACCUGACGGUCCCCCGGUCGACAAAUCUUAUAGAACUUCGUAAAAAGAUUGCCCUUUGGGUAUCUGCAGGCGCCCAAAAUGAAAUCUGUCCGGAGUAUGUGCGUCUCUGGCAAAUUGGCCACACUAUUGAUCGGUUCGGGCCUACCCUCGCAUUCUCGCGGGUCUCUGACCUCAAGAAAACACUGGACCUUCCCUUGCAGACUGCCCGUUUUUGGAUGCAAAUCGUUUCUGAAGUGGAUGCAAAGUACUUUGCAAUGAAAGACCCACAGGACGCGACCAUAACAGAGAGCAACAAACCUGAAGAGGCUAUUCUGGAGCGUGAUGACUCAGACUCUUCAGAUGACAGGGUAUUCGUGCACGAGAUAGAAGCUGUGCAAGCAGGCUCUUCUGAGACCCGGCCAAGCAACCCCACUAGCAGUGAAAUCCAACCCGUGACCACUGAAGAGCUCCCUGAGAAUGCCGUUGGCGCUGUAGCCGGGUCGGUGACGAAUAGAGAUCCUGAUGGAACUAUCGUUGGAGGAGCUAGCAAUGACGCUGUAAUUGCGACCGUUAUUGCGAGCGAUAUUCACGAAAUGGACUCUGAAGAGGCACCCAAUGCUGUACCUGCCCUGGAGGAUAUUCCCGAUCUGACAGCUAGAGUCGACAUUCAAUCUGGGCCUACCAGUCCCGAAAGCACGCCUGCUGUCCCAAUAGAGCCAGAAAUACCGCUGCCAGUAGACCAUGUCUACUAUUUUAUUCAAGUCUUCGACGUGGAUGCGCAAGCCCUACGUAGUGUAGGCUCACUCUUCUCACAAAAGAAGGCGAAUAUCAAAUCUGCUAUACGAAAGCAUCUCCAAUAUCCUCCAAACAAGGACUUCUUCAUUUGGCAGCGUGUGGAUGGCACCACGGUGACCACUAUAUCGUCAGCGGAUACGUUCGAGGGCUUUGUACCAGACGGCACUUGCUUCAUUGUCGGUGAAAAGCUUAGCAAAGAAAAGCGUGCGGAACUCAAUAUAGCAGGUCUGUUUGCUAAUCCAGACCAACUAGUACGGUACUUGUGGGCGGCUUCUCGUAACCACCCAAUCAAGGCCUUUACUGGAUAUAAGACUAUAAAUACAACAUUUACCAGUGAAUAUUAUAGCGGUGAAUUCAAGAAGGGAUACUAUCAUGGAAAAGGUACCCAUAUAUCAGAUUCAGCUGCAACCUACGUUGGAGACUUUAUACUAGGAAAACGUCAUGGUAAGGGAUUUAUGGAAUAUCCCACCGGUGAUACGUACGAUGGCGACUGGUCUGAAAACCUGUGCCAUGGCCAUGGUGCGUUCGUCGAACGGAAGACAGGCAACAAAUACAUUGGUGGCUAUAAAGAUGGAAAACGCCACGGAAAAGGUAUCAGUUAUUGGGAGGUGGCGGAUGAAGAGAUGGAUCUAUGCCAGAUCUGUUACAGCGAGGAACAGGAUGCCCUGUUUUACGACUGUGGGCAUGUAUGCGCCUGCGUGACCUGUGCUCGUCAGGUUGACAUCUGCCCAAUUUGUCGAAAGAAUAUUAUCAGUGUGGUCAAGAUAUACAGGACAUAG